Molecule: messenger RNA, 2433 nt
Organism: Lutzomyia longipalpis
Lineage: Eukaryota; Metazoa; Arthropoda; Insecta; Diptera; Psychodidae
Gene: exu
Product: maternal protein exuperantia
Exons: 4
Coding region: 169-1755 (528 amino acids)
Biological process (GO): bicoid mRNA localization
Molecular function (GO): RNA binding; protein homodimerization activity
Source: RefSeq, a predicted model, not a curated record
GUGGAUAUAAAAACAAAUGCAGCAACGGUAAUUUUUCACUUUUCAGUGAGAUUUCCAACAGAAGUCACUUCUGGACGCAUUAAUCCCAAAUCCAGUGCCUUUGUGCGCAAGGAAAAAUCCCAGUUUUCAAUUGAUAUUCAACAAAGAGACAGAGAGAUUGAGAAGAAAAUGGUUGGACAAGUCGGAACAUCAUCAGGAGGAUCCCUUCCGGAAGGGAAGUACACCAUUGUCAGUGUGGACAUUGAUGCCACAGGACGGCGAUUAAUCGAUGAAAUCGUCCAUUUGGCUGCCUACACACCGGAUUCUGAGUUCUCACAGUACGUUAUGCCGUACAUGAAUCUCAAUCCGGCAGCCAGGCAGCGGCAUCAGGUGCGCGUAAUCACCAUCGGCUUCUUCCGGAUGCUGAAGAGUAUGCAGACGUACAAGGUGAUGAAGACAAAGCCCGAAUAUGCCGCCCUUGUGGACUUUAUGCUGUGGCUGGAGGAGCAGAAGGCACGCAAUCCCGACUCCAAGGGCAUCAUUAUGCUCUACCAUGAGCAACGGAAAUUUGUGCCCUACAUGCUCCUGGAGGCGCUCAAAAAGUACGACAUGCUCCCACGCUUCAAAACCUCCGUUGUAGGCUUCACAAAUGUCUACCCAUUGGCUGAGAAGGAAUGUGGGGUGACUUUGAAGUAUUUCACCCUGAAGGAACUCAAGAAGGUCAUCUUGCAAUGCGAUGAAGAUGACAGGAAUGAGUUUGAGGGUAGUGCCAAGGUACGCUCAAAGAUUGCCUAUGAUGUGUCGAAGGUGUUGGCAAAUAAACCAUCUGCAGCUACUGUUGAGGUGAAGAAGGAAGAUGUUGCUGAAGCUGCUGCUGCUGCUGCGGUGCAGCAACCGGAAGCAGCUGUUCAGGAGAAUUGUGUGCAAGAGCAGGAAGGUCAGGAGGCGAAGCCAGAGCAACAGGAGCAGCAGGAGCAACAAGUUGAGGGAGAUGGAGAGGCUAAUAAGGUGGAGGAGGCUGCUCAGGAAGCAGUUGAAACUCCCUCUGUGCCUGAGACGCAAGAGGAGAAGAAACCAGCUGUUGUGCCCGUUGUGAAGGAGGCAACAACGGAGAAGGAGCGAACAGCUGUCUUCCAUCGUGUUAUCACGGGCAUGGCGACGACAAUUGACGAGAAUCUCCAAGAAUUGGGUGGGCAGCAAACAAUUCUGGACAGGCAGAAUUCUCUGAGGACAAUUUUUGUCAACUACUUCAAGACGACUCUCUACCAUCGUGUGAGGGGUGUCACCUUUCGACGUGUCCUGGCGGAGCAGGGCUUCGACAUGACAAAGCUCCAGGACAUUUGGGGGAAGGAGAAGCGCGAUGGCAUCAGGGUGGCCGUUGCGGGGCUGCGGGAGCUCAAGGAAGAUGACAAGAAGGAGCUAACAGAUCUCCUUGAUUGUCAUUUUGACCCAGAGAAACAACCAAUUAAGCCAGUAUCCCGCAAGACCAAUAAGAGACGCUUCCAGAGGAGACAAACUUCAAGGAUUUCACCGAGGAAGCGAAAUGUUCAAAAGGGAAGAAACAACAAUCAGCAGCACCACAAUGGGGAGAAUCAUCAGGGGAACCACAACAACAAUAACUAUCAGCAGCAUGGCAAUAAUCAUCAGGGUGGUCGCAAUCAACGUGGAACACCACAGAAGCGCUUCACUGAGCACAAGGAAAUUACCCUGACUGGAAUGAAAAUUGAUGAAUUUUCCUCAAUGGCAGCUGCUGCAGCACCUCCAGUUGUUUCCUAAGUAUUUAACUUUUUUUUAAUUCCCUUUCCUCCUUUUUUGUCGUCCUGUGUUGCAUUCCCGGACAGGAAGAAAAGAAUUGAGGUAAAGCACAAGAAAACAAACAAACAAUCAAAAAUCAAUUUUCUCUCUGCAAAGAAAAAUGGCAAAAUUCUCCCUGAUAUGAUUACAAAAAAAAAUGAAUUAAUGAUAAAAUUAAAUUUUUCCUCUUUGUUGCGCCUUUAAGCGCUAAAAGAAAUUGGAAUUUUUGUCAAUUGAAAAAAAAAAUGAAAUAAUCUUAAAAAUAAUAAUUCUGAAAAUUGAGUUUAUUGAAUGAUGAAAAAGAAAAGAAAAUCUUCCCAAUAUUUUCCCGGGGUUAUUUGUAAAAUAAUUGUCUUAUUAUAUUUUUUUUAUCACAUUGAUUUGUUCUUUUGGCAAAUCAGUCUGGUACUUAUGCAAAAAAAAUGAUUAAUAAUUCUGUUGAAUUUAUGAGAGAGAGAUGAAAAAUCUUUAAUUACAUUCAUUGAAUGGAAUUUAAUAUGAAAAAAUAUUCUUUAAAAAGAAAAAAUUGUGAUGAUAAAAAUGAUUUAUAAAUAAUGAAUGAAAUGAUGAAGAAAUAUUUUUUGUAAAAAUGCGGAAAAAUGAAAAUGGAAAAAAAGGAAAACGAUUAAAUAAAAAUUUGCUUGAAGAACUAAGAAAAAA